AUGGUUCAGCUUCAGCAAGAACCGGCUUUCAGCCGACUCGAGGUCCAUUGGAAUGGAGGCCUCAUCGCCGCGUCCAUUGCAGUGUCCCUUUUGGGCGCCUUCACCUCAACCCAGAUGAUGUGUCAAGCACGAACUUCGCGGUACUUCUCAGGCGUCUUGGUUUGGACUAUACUGGGGAGUUUGACCUUUGGCUUCUGUUCCAUUUGGUGCCUCCACUUCAUCGCGAUGUUGGCCUGCGAACUUCCUCUUCCGAUCGGCUUGAACGUUCCCUUGACGGUCCUCAGCGCGGGCCUGGCGGUUAUAUUCACAUUCCUGGCCCUGGCGGCCGACCUUAUGCGCGAUCGUUAUUUGCGCCUUCUCAAAAAACGCAAAAUGAGGGCUGUCAGACGGGGAAGAAAAAAGGAAGCAGCAAGGCAGGAUCUCAAUGACAGCUCAGAUGCUCUUCUGGGAACACGGGUCUCGGGCGAAGGUGAAGAGGCGCAGGAGCAUGCCAACGGCUCUGCCGACCACAGUCCUCCCAGCCGUGACAGCGGUGCAAGUAUGACGCUGGGGCUCUUAGAGGAUCAUUUCGCUGGCGGGGAGCCUAUUACUAGCACCACCAUAAGAUCAUCGCGGUCCCCUGUGGGAACCGUUCGACAAGCUUUCUCCGCGCAGAAUGAGUUGCCCCUGGAAGACGAUUCUACUCGCGACACUGAAAGCUACCAAAGGAGUUCGGAAGAAGGGGAGCGUUCUCGACGGUCCUCGUCAACGAAUCACUCGGACGGGAGCAGCCUCGGUCUCCCUGGUUUCAUGAGCUUCAAGUUCAGGAAAAGGACAACCACCACAACGAAUGUCCUCUUCGGGAUCGGUGAACUGCUGUACCAUGGAGCAACUCUGAUCAACUUUUGUAAGGGUUUCAUAUGGAGCUUGGCAAUUACCACUAUGCACUACGUGGGUAUAUUGGCCUUGGAAAUCCCCAGAGGCCACGUUACGCUACAGCCAUUGAUCGUCCUUCUUUCGGCGAUGAGCAGUUGGAUGGUGUGCACCUUAGGAUGUAUCUUGAUGCCCCAGAUCGAGGUCAACCUAAGCCAGCAGCUCAUUUUCUCUGUGGUAGCGGCAGCAGGGGUUGCCGCCAUGCAUUUUACCGGGAUGUGGGCGACUACCUUCUGGUCCCAAGCCGCACCAACCACAGAACGUGGCUAUCCCCCAGACCUGGCAGUUGCUGUCACCAGCAUCGCCAUUCUGACUUGCUUGCUUGCGAAUGGUCUUCUCGCCCACUCGGCGACGGUGGCUCGAAAUAAGCUGGCUGAAAUCGUCCACACUCGAAGAAAACUCUGGGCCGCCAUCGCUCAAAAAGAGAACGCGGAAGCCGCUGCCGCCGUUAGGAGCGAGUUUAUAGCGAGCGCCAGUCAUGAAAUCCGGACGCCCUUGCACCAGCUCCAGGGUUACAGUGACUUGCUAUCGCGCACGGAGCUCAGUGAAGACGCUCGUCUGCUCCUCCUCGCCAUACAGCAGGCAACGAGAUCACUCUCCAUGAUCACGGCUAACGUCCUUGACUGGUCUCGGUUGGAGAAAGGAGAGGCUGUCUGUCGGCCAACGAGCAUUGACCUCCGAAAAGUGUGCGAGUCGAUCCUGGCGAUAUUACCAAACAAGGACGAGGACUUUGGGACUGAAUUGAUGAUUGUCGUAUCCCCUCACGUACCAUCCUCACUUUUCUUGGAUGAGACCUAUCUUCAACGGAUCCUGAUGAACUUGCUGACAAACGCUCUGAAAUUUACGCAAUUUGGCUAUGUACUUCUCUUGGUGGAAGUCAAGGACCUGGACUUAGCUAUCACUGUCCGAGAUUCCGGAUUUGGCAUACCAGAGUCGUUUUUGCCACAUCUUUUUGAACCAUUCAAGCAGGCCCAGACGCGAGGCGCUGAGCGAGGGACUGGCCUCGGCCUGGCCAUCAUCAGGCAGCUAUUACAGAAAAUGGAAGGGGCAAUUGCUGUGGAGAGCAAAUCCCAUCAGGCGGAGAAUGUGGGAGCAGAGAAAUGCGGCAGCACGUUCACUGUCACGAUCCCAAUCGAUCCCGCGCCCAACACACCCGUCGCUCGGAACCCUCUCGGUCCCAAUCGGCGGAUCGCGUUGCUGCAAGACUGCAAUGAUCGAUUUGCGGAGGGACUGCAACUCGCUUGGAACGCUUUUGAUUUCGAAUUGGUCCGAGCAGAUCCCGAUGAUGAGAUAUCAGAGUCUUUCGGCUUUGUCUGGACAGACCUGAUGUUUCUGACCAGCAACCCCAAACUCCUAAGCCGAAUACUUGACCUGCGACAUCACCUUGUCAUCGUGUCAUACGACUCUCAAUCAUUGCUUGACGAGUCGUUGGGCUCGGUCCCUCCACCGCACGUCAUCCCGGUCAGAAGACCAUUUGUAUGGCAUCGUAUGGUCGAGAGUAUAGUUUCGGCGGCUCGUACUGGUCGGUCAUCGAUAGAUCGAUCUGUCAGGUUCGCCCCUGUUGUCGACGUGGUGGACGACAACCAACCCUCGCGGGCAACGCAUGAGACCAAGACGCUGAGAGGCGCAACCGUGCUCUUGGUCGAAGACAACAAAAUCAACCAAAAGCUCGGGGUGAAGAUGUUGAACACGCUUGGCUACAAGGUUAUCGUGGCAGAUGAUGGACAAGAAGCCAUAGAUAAGCUUGUCGAGCAUGACCAUGAUAUCGACAUCAUCCUGAUGGACCAGUCGAUGCCGCGGAUGGAUGGCAUAACGGCCACGAAGAGGAUUCGAGAGAUGGAGAGCCAGGAACUACUGGGACCCCUUAGUCGCACCAGGCGACCCAUCAUCAUGGUCACCGCUGUCGUUGGGCCGGAUGCCCAAGCACUUUGUAUGUCGGCAGGGACAGACGCAUUCCUUCCGAAGCCACUGGCCAUGUCGAAGCUCGAGCACACGUUGAAGAAGUUCCUCGGCUGA
This is a messenger RNA of Fonsecaea erecta, 2928 nucleotides long. RefSeq lists its product as hypothetical. Lineage: Eukaryota; Fungi; Ascomycota; Eurotiomycetes; Chaetothyriales; Herpotrichiellaceae. Gene Ontology annotation, molecular function: phosphorelay sensor kinase activity. The record is from RefSeq and is a predicted model, not a curated record. Gene Ontology annotation, biological process: phosphorylation; phosphorelay signal transduction system. The coding region runs from base 1 to 2928 and encodes 975 amino acids. The transcript has a single exon.